This is a messenger RNA of Anopheles coustani, 1716 nucleotides long. Its product is annotated as juvenile hormone esterase-like. The coding region runs from base 1 to 1716 and encodes 571 amino acids. The record is from RefSeq and is a predicted model, not a curated record. NCBI's taxonomy places the organism in Eukaryota, Metazoa, Arthropoda, Insecta, Diptera, Culicidae. The transcript has 3 exons.
AUGAUCUCUACACUCUUAAACUCAGUGGUGAGAGUAUAUGUUGGAGUGCUGUUGAUAACCUACUGCUUUAAAGACGCAGAAACGCAUCGAAAAUUACCUCGCGUGUGCAUUAAAGAUGGAUGUUUAAGAGGAACUUGGCUGAAAGAUCCUCUCCUGCUGAACAAUUCCUAUGCUGCGUUUCUGGGUAUUCCUUUUGCCAAACCGCCCGUCGGUGAUCUUCGGUUUAAGAAUCCUCAACCGGCUGAUUCCUAUGAAGGUGUAUACAAUGCCACAACAGAUAAAAAUGCCUGUAUUCAGAAAGCUCCCGACAUCGCUAGUUCUCCAGUUUUUGGUGCAGAAGAUUGCCUGUAUUUGAAUGUGUUCACACCGCAAAAUGCUUAUUCCCCAGCAUCGAGACCUUUACCCGUCAUGGUGUACAUCCACGGUGGAGCCUAUACAGUUGGAUCGGCCCGAUUAAGCCAACUUGAUCCAGGAAGAAUUAUAACAACAAGGAAGGUGGUGGUCGUCACGCUACAGUAUCGUCUCAGCGUGUUUGGAUUUUUCUCUACGGGUGAUAGUUCGGCGUCUGGAAAUUACGGCCUGAAGGAUCAAGUCAUGGCCCUACGCUGGGUCCAAGAUAAUAUCCGAGCUUUCGGAGGAAAUCCUCGACGAGUCACUAUCUUUGGUCACAGUGCCGGUAGUGGUUGCACUCAGUUUCACAUGUUGAGUCCGCUGAGUCGUGGACUAUUCCAUCGGGUCAUAUCGAUGAGUGGAAGUGCCCUUGCCAAAUGGAGCGCUCCGAUUCCCGAUCCGUUGUCUGUGGCAAGGACCCACGGUCGCAUUUUGGGCAUCGCAGAUGCGGAUUCUAUUUCCACAAUAGAACUAGUAGAAAAAUUUCGAGGAAUUGACGCGGACAUUUUGACGCACAGUAUUGAUCGCUUGAAGGUUUGGGAUAUUCACCUUAACGCCCCAUACCGUCCGACUGUAGAACCUCAAGAUGAACCGGAUGCGUUCCUGACUGAAGCUCCCAAUACAGCCUGGAGUCAUGGGAAGUACGCGAGCGUGGAUUGGUUGACGGGAUCUAUACCAGCUGAUUCUUCGGUUUUCACCCAAAUGGUCUAUCGGAACGAGUCGUUGAUCACGGACCUGAACCUCAGGUUUACUGAAAUUCUUGACCUUCUUCUGCUAACAGAUAUAUCAUCCAAACAGUUGAAACGCUUAAGGCGGCGUUUUCUUAAAACCACUCCUCCUGACAAAUGGAUUACGCCUACAAAUUACGACGAAGUCACUACUAUGCUCUCGGAAGCCGGAUUUCUAUAUCCUAUGAUCAAAAGUGUCAAGGAGCAUAUUCAAAACCGAAAUCAAGCAAGAUCCACUAGCGUGUACUCCUUUCAGUUCCAAGGACGCUAUUCAUUCUCACAAAUCUUGACCGGCACCAACCAGUCGUACGGACUGACCCAUUCAGAUCAAUUGAUCUACCUUUUCAGAAUGCCUGCUAUCUUCCCUGAGUUUCCUCCCGGUUCACCCGAAGCAGAAAUGUGUCAGCUGUGGGUAAAGUUUCUGGUAGAUUUUGCGACAAAAACGAACAACAAAAAGGAGGGAACGUGCACCGCACUUCAAUGUAAUGUGGUGACGUUCGGAAACACUAACAACGUUUAUUUCCCAGUCAAUAAAACGCUCGUACCUGGGUUAGAUGAGGACUUGUACCAAUUUUGGAAGAAAUUUUAUGGAGAAUAA